Eriocheir sinensis (Chinese mitten crab) is the source of this 772-nucleotide messenger RNA. RefSeq names its product cyclin-dependent kinases regulatory subunit-like. Lineage: Eukaryota; Metazoa; Arthropoda; Malacostraca; Decapoda; Varunidae. Gene Ontology annotation, biological process: regulation of mitotic cell cycle. Gene Ontology annotation, molecular function: protein kinase binding; ubiquitin binding; cyclin-dependent protein serine/threonine kinase activator activity. Gene Ontology annotation, cellular component: SCF ubiquitin ligase complex; cyclin-dependent protein kinase holoenzyme complex. The transcript has 3 exons. The record is from RefSeq and is a predicted model, not a curated record. Bases 138 to 398 code for a protein of 86 amino acids.
UAACAUGGGGAGCGGCAGCCAAUCAGCGGCCAGCACACCCCCAGGCAGCGAGGAUUUAAAUCUUCCCGGACCGUGUGGCUGCCGCGUUUUCCUCUCUCUCUCUUCCUCCCCGGCCCUGCACGCCCUCCACGCCCACCAUGCCGCACAGGAUCUAUUACUCCGACAAGUACUACGAUGAGAAAUAUGAGUACAGACACGUGAUGCUGCCCAAGGACCUGUCCAAGCUGGUGCCCAAGACCCACCUCAUGACGGAGAGUGAGUGGCGGGGCCUCGGUGUGCAGCAGAGCCAGGGGUGGAUGCACUACAUGAUACACGAGCCAGAGCCGCACAUCCUGCUGUUUCGACGGCCCAUCACCACUCCACCGCCUAAGAUGGAUGAGGACAAGGAUGAUGAAUGAGGCUGCUCCUACACCUGCCCUAAUGUACAUCCUUGUCAUGGAGCUUCUUUUAACCUCCUUCGCCUUUCUUUCUCUCUUCUUAGUUCCCCCCAACACGGGAACCAUUCCAGGGUGCCUAGCACCCCCGCCUGACUCUAGAUCUGUACAUAUAGCCGUAAGAUAGGCUGACGGGCGGGACCGAGGCUGUCUGGGAGUGCUGAGGCAACAAAGUUUAUGUGGUGCUUUGGUCAUGAUUGUGUUCCCUUUCCUUCCACUGUAGGCUCAUUACACACGUAUAUCACAUACCAUUAUUAUUAUACUUCAUUGACUUUCCUUUGGUGAUUUUCUUUGUUUGUAAUGGAAAUAUAUUUUCUAAUAAAGAUCUUUUUUGGUCC